AGCGGAUCCGGCGCCGGGGCGGCCGCUGACGGAGGCUCCGUCGGAAUCGGUGCUCCGAGAAGAGGUCCGCAGAGCUUUUCCUGGCUGAGCCAUACUUGAAGUGACUGAACUUGGCAGGAGCCGAGGCUUAAAGCAGCACCAGAGCUGGGCUGGUUUCUUCCCAACUUGUCUGAGCAAGAGCAGGUGCUUUCGAGCAACGAGAGCUGCAGUGUGGCUGCGCCAUGGCAGCGGUGGUGGCAGAGAAGCUCAGCCGCCUCUUCAUCAACGUGCGCCAGGUCCCCCAGCUGCUGGCUCCCCCACUGCCCACCACUGUCAGCAGCUCUGAGGUGCCGAGGGUUUUCUGGAAGCCUUAUAUCCACACCGGCUAUCGCCCGGUGCACCAAACCUGGAGCUAUUACUUCUCCACGCUCUUCCAGCAACACAACGAAGCCAUCAAUGUGUGGACUCACCUGGUGGCAACACUGAUCCUGCUGCUGCGCUUCCAGCAGCUCUCCCAGAGGGUGGAUUUUGGGCAGGACCCGCACGCCCAGCCGCUCCUCAUCAUCAUCACGGCAUCCAUCACCUACCUGACGUUCAGCACGCUUGCUCACCUCCUGCAGGCCAAGUCUGAGUUCUGGCACUACAGCUUCUUCUUCAUGGACUAUGUAGGGGUGGCCAUCUACCAGUAUGGCAGUGCGUUGGUGCACUACUACUAUGCCAUCGAACCCAGCUGGCAUGAGAGAAUCCAGGGCUUUUUCAUGCCCACAGCUGCACUGCUGGCCUGGCUGUCAUGUGCAGGCUCAUGCUACGCCAAGUUCCACUUCCAUCAGUCAGCAUGGCUGCUGAGCCGGCUGUGCCAGGAAGUGCCCUCGGGCCUGGCCUACCUGCUGGACAUCAGCCCUGUUGUGCACCGCAUCUGCACCGCAUCGCCUGCGGAGCACACGGACCCGGCCCUGCUGUACCACAAGUGCCAGGUGCUGUUCUUCCUCAUCGGUGCCUUUUUUUUCUCCCAUCCUUACCCAGAGAAGUUGCUCCCUGGGAAAUGCUAUUUUUUUGGGCAGAGCCAUCAGAUUUUUCACGUCUUCCUGGUGCUUUGCACUCUGGCACAGAUCGAGGCCGUGGUGCUGGACUAUGAGUCCAGGCGGCACAUCUACUCUACGCUGCAGGGUGACCUGGCACACCACUUCUCUGCCCUGUGUGUCCUCACUGUGACGUGCUCUGUGCUCACAGCUGCAUACAUGGCACGGAAAGUGAAGGACAAGCUGAGCUUCAAAGAAGACUGAGAUUCAGGGCAUAGUGGGGGAUGCCAUGGCCAAAGCUGCAUGCUCUGAGAGGAAGGAAGUGCUUUGCAAACUGUCACUUGGCACUGCUCUCCCCAGGGAGGGAGAAUAAGAGCUGCUCUUCGUGCUUUUUAAUUCAGAAUUAAUCCCAUCUUAUUCGUGAAAUAGUUCACUGAUUUAAUUCCAAUAUCUGAAUAAACAGAUAAAACCACA
Messenger RNA from Centrocercus urophasianus (Greater sage-grouse), 1472 nucleotides. It is a transcript of the gene PAQR7, whose product is annotated as progestin and adipoQ receptor family member 7. NCBI's taxonomy places the organism in Eukaryota, Metazoa, Chordata, Aves, Galliformes, Phasianidae. The coding region runs from base 222 to 1262 and encodes 346 amino acids. Gene Ontology annotation, cellular component: plasma membrane. Gene Ontology annotation, biological process: response to steroid hormone. Gene Ontology annotation, molecular function: steroid binding; nuclear steroid receptor activity. The record is from RefSeq and is a predicted model, not a curated record. The transcript has 3 exons.